Lymnaea stagnalis (great pond snail) is the source of this 8706-nucleotide messenger RNA. The record is from the annotation of a GenBank genome assembly. NCBI's taxonomy places the organism in Eukaryota, Metazoa, Mollusca, Gastropoda, Lymnaeidae.
UCGAAAUACAACACAAACAAUGGAGCUAGAACUAGAACUUUACUUGUCCAUUGUUUGAAGCACAUAUAUAAACUCAUAGACUGAUAGAUCAUAUCAAUGCAUAAUGAAUGAUAAUGUUGCCAUAAUUAUUAAUAACACGUAUCGUUUACAGCUUGAUAACAAACUUAGCCACAAAUAAUUUAACACGUAGAUAUAAUCGCCACAAGGUAAUACACAAAUCGUAGAAGGUAGGACUAGACUAACUAGAACUUACUUUACUUUACUUUGGCGAUAUGAUAUUAUUGAUAUCAGUUGAAAAAAUAACAUUUUUAUUAUUAUUAAUAAUAAUAUAUUUAUAUAUACGAUAUUCUUAACUUAAUAAAUAUUUUGUAAAUUAUAAUUCUCAUGAAUAAAAUUGACAAGUCCAGCUGUCCAUCGAAAUUGAUUUACUUACUGAAGACUUGAUUGGGAUUUGAUUUUGAUUGAUUCAAAUAAUAUAAUAUUCCAUAAUAUUUAUAUUGUCAAUAUUUAUAUUGAUGUUUGGAUUGAUUUCAAUAUUGAAGUUGCAGUGUGCCUUCUAACUCCUGGUUAAUCUGUAAGUUGGAAAUUAGUCUGUCGCAUGGAGGAGACAUAGGCAUAGGCCUACUUGAUAAACUUGGUUGUGUUUUCAUUUCCAAUCUUACUGGUCUACUUGGGCUUUUCAGUCUAAGAAAUAGGCUAAUGGUUGGCAUUAUACUUAUAAUCUAAUAAUUAUAAAACUUAGUGUGAGUAGUGGACUCAGGUGAGCAGGCCAGAAUUCAGUUCCAGCCUGGGGGCUUUCCUUGGUACACAUUAAAUGAAAUGCCUUACACAGUACACAUUGAAUGAAAUGCCUUACUCUAAGUAACACUUGCUUAUUUGGUUUUUGCUUCAAGAUUCACUCUUAUUGAAGAAGAUUGAUAGAUAUAUAUCUUCAGCUUCAUUUACAUUUGUUUGUUAUCAAUUAUUCAAUGCCAGAUGAUAUAGCAUUCAAUUUCAGUUAUAAAUUUUAGCAAGAGAUAAAACUCAAGUGGGUAAAAAUAAUUAAAGAAACAUUCAAAAGAUAGUGAUUGAAAAGCCUAGCAUUUAAAAAUGUAGGCCUAUAAAUUAUAAACUUGACUUAAAUGCAGGUAUAUGCAUGCAGUUGAGCUGGGAGUAGUGGGAGCAAGUAGAAACCAGCAGAUUUUUUUUCUCUUGAACUAGAGCCUGAUUUUUUUUUUUUUUUUUUUUUGGAGGAGGCUGCUAUAAACUCCAGCUCCUUGAUUGCUUUAAUUUUACUGAAUUCACUAGCACCAUAUCUUUAUAUUGCAAUAUCGUAAAAAGCGAAAUUGCCCUAAUCUAAACCUAAUACUUCAAAGUUGAAAUAAUUAAUAAUAAUACCUGUGCUACCAAGACAAGUAAUUCUCAUCUAUAAAAUUUUUUGGGAGAAGCAGGCCCACCUGAAGCUCUUCGUUAAUUUUUUGUAAAAAUUAGGGCUAGUACCAUUACUAAGAUUUAUUUUUUGUGAUUUAAUUUUUUUCUCAUAAACUUCAUACCUGGUUAUAAAUAAAAAAAAUUAAAACUACAAUUAAAUUUUGUUGCCAUUUUCAAAAAUUUCAUCCCAGUUGUGUAUGAAGAACAAUAAUGAAAAUACUGUUUUUUUUCUAUUCUCUCUUAUUUGUGAUAAGAACUUGAGAUUUUCCAUUUAAUUUUAAAACUAACAUUUUAUUAUAGUUAAAUUAAAAAUAAACUUGUAUCAGCUACAAAAAAAUAAUGUUGCCUGACUGCGGUAUGAGUUAUUUUACUGCAUAGCUAUAGUAUAUAUAGGUUUAAUUUUAAUGGUUUUAAUUGUCUUGUAAUCAGGUUUCAAGUGUACAACAAAACACAUUUUCAUAUUGAAAGGAAAACCCAUUCGAAUUCCAAGAUCAUUAUUUUAAAUUUAACAAAAUUUAGAAUGACGCAUCAAAUGGCAUCAUGAGGUGAGCUACUUAUAAAAUAUUACCAUGAGAAUUUACUAAUUUAAAUAAUAUAAUUAAUAUUAAAUUUUGUGUUGUUUUUUUUUUUUUUCAGUUAGUAAAUUAACAGCUAAUUCUGCUGUCAGACCAUCAUAUAAAAAUGCUGAGGAUCUUUUGUCGUGGUGGAAGAGUAAAAAUAUUUCUUAUCCAGCUAGCAGUGGCAAUUUAUUUGUUUUUAGUGGCUUUUGCUCUAUUUAACUACUGCAAUCACUGUAUUGUCACCUUGCCUAGCAGUCUCAUGGAUGAAUCCAACAUUCAGGGCUCACUACCAGGGGAUUGUAAAUUGGACUUUCACAAACUUGGUAAAAAUUUACUUAUUAAACUGUGGAAUAGAUUUGUGACUAGUUAAAUUGCAGUCUUAUCACAAAAUGUGCACAUUUCAAAAUUUAAGAUAUGUUUUAAAAAAUAGAUAAAAAAUUAGGAAUUUUAGAUUUAUAAUUUAAUUGAAGAAAAAAAAAGGCACAAAAAAAAAUCAUUAUUUGUAUUUUACCAUUCUCCAGCUCUUGUGAUAAUCACAUUUAAAAAGUUAUGGGAUAAUAUCAAUUAUAUGUUGACUAUGAAUUCACUAACUCAAUCCACAUAAAAUGAUUUAGCCAGUUUUCUCUUUUAACCCCCUGGUUGACCACCAGGUAACGCACAAGAGGUUAAAUGCAAAUGUGAAGUCUAAUCCUUAAAGGGGUAUGACCCUAUUGUUUUUUGAGCGAUAAUCAUUUCAUUAUUAUAGGUAGUUUUAUAAUAAUUAUUUGUUAUCUAUUCUGGUUUCAUCAAAAUGAAUACUUCAUCAGGCAUUCAGGAUGUCAACAAAUAUAAUGAGCCAACAGAGGAAAGCAUUAUUGCAUCGAACCCACAAGUGAAGAUUGGAGGAAAGUGGGCUCCUUUAGAUUGUACAGCGUGGCAAAAAGUGGCCAUAAUACUACCAUACAGAGAUAGAACACAUCCUUUAAGAAUUUUACUCCGUCGCCUUCAUCCCAUGCUGCAGGCACAGAAAAUAGAUUACCAAAUUUUCCUUGUUGAACAGGUAGGUGUAGCCUCAGUUUCAGCUAGCUUCACUAGAAUUUUGUGCAUUUAUGUUUUAUUUUAUUAACUUUAUGAAUGAAUUUUUGAAAUAUUACUUAUUUGGACUAAAUUGUUUUAGGUUACUGUCUUUUAGCCUUAGUUCCUUUCAUAAUUUUUUACUUUUUUAUAUCAAUGGGCAAAUAAUUUAAAAAAAAAACCAAGCUGUUUUGAGACUUUUCACCAAUCAAAUUAACUUCAGGCAAUAGCAAUGGCGAAAAGUUUUUUAAACUAGUUUCUAUUUCUUGGCAUAUUUUCAAUUUGCCCUGUCCGCUAAGAAAGGCUCUUAGCCUAAACAUUCUUCUCUUAGUGUCCUAUCUUUGGAUUCCACCUUCUACAUACCUUGUUCUACUAUUUCCUUCACACAGCUUGAACACAGGCCCUCAUUUAUUAUACUCUAUUUAGGCAGGUACUGGCCAGUUUAACAGAGGUAAAUUGUUCAAUGUUGGCUAUAUAGAGGCUUUAAAACAAAGCAAUUUUGACUGCAUGAUCUUUCAUGAUGUAGAUCUACUCCCAGAAGAUGACAGAAACCUCUACUUGUGUGAUGGACAUGGCAGACACUUAGAGACUGCCACAGAUGAUUUAAGAUAUCAGUAAGGCUUCCUGUUGUAUUUGUGUAGAGAUAUUGCCAGGAAUGGAAUAAAAAAUAAUAUAUUCUUUCAAAGUUUUAACAGUUUGAUAACCUGGGCUUUAAUGUGGUUAGUAGGAAUAAAUCAUUCAUAAUUUAUUGUUCUCCCAUUUGGAAAAAAAAAAAUUAAACAAAGAUUUUCUUUGUAAUCAAGAGUAAGCCAAUAUGUUGUUUAUUUAUAGAGUUAUAAAAAAAUUGGGGCGUAAAAUCAUUUUAAAAAAUUUUUCUAAUGGAAAAAGUAUACAAAACUAUUUCUCAUGAAAUACAUUAACUGAAUUCAAGAUUUUCAGAUUGUUUUGUCGUGUCCAAAUCGUAGAAUAUGUUUAUGGAAAUUAUUUCUCAAAUUUAUAUUCUGUUUCAUAGAAUUUUUGUUUUGGACAAAUUUUUCUUUGAUACCUUGAUAAUUCUAUUACUAAUAAUGACUUCCCACAUAAAUCUUUGUUUCAGUUUAAAAUACUAUAAUUAUGCUGGUGGAGUGAUUGCUAUAAAUAGUCAGAAUUUUCAACGCGUUAAUGGAUUUGCCAACUCUUACUGGGGUUGGGGCAAUGAGGAUGAUGAUUUCUCUGCCAGGUAAACACUACAGAUAGUUUUGGCGAGUGGAAAUAAGUAUAGAAUGCUAUUCUUUGAUGGUAGCGUCACUACUGUUUAUUCUGUAACACUUCAGGGAAUACAGUAUUUUGUGACAAAUCUAAUUCCUAUCUAAUAUCUAAUAUAUGGUGCAUUCCAGGCAUCAAAUAAAAAUAGUCAUACAUAUUUAAACAAUAUAUUUAAAAAAAAUUAAACAUUCAUCCAUUUCCAUGUAGAAAAAUACUACUUUGAUUUUAAAAUUAAUUUACAUAAGUGCACCUCUAAUAUCAUUUUUUGUCCCGUGUCAUUUAUUGUAUUUGUAUUUAGAAUCACAGAGUCAGGCUUGUUACUCACUCGCCCUCCUGAGUUGAUUGGUAGAUACCAGAUGGUACCGCAUAAGAAAAAUUCCAGAUCAUCGUCUGGGUGAGAUAUUUAAUUCUAUAUCCUUAAGUUUUGAGUUUUUAAAAAGAAAUUAAAUAACAUUCCAAUUCCCAAAUGAAAGAAUACCAAGUUUUAAAGGUCUACAAAUAUUUCAGUUUCUGUUAACUUUAUGAAAAUACUGUGUUGUCAAAAUGGUAAUAAUCAUUUUUAAAGAAAUUAGCAUAUGUUUUAAGAAAACAUUUCUUAAUUUUCUUGUAGGAAUGGCAUGUUUUUUGGCUGGAGGAGACGGUGGCAAACAGAUGGAUUAAAUGAUCCAGUGGGUAUGAACUACUCUGUGCUAAAAUUAGAAGAAACACCAUUAUUCACUCGAGUGUUAGUUGAUAUUGGCAGUCCUCCAACGGACAUGAAUGUUUUUAUGCAGGAUCACUCACAAGAUGUCUCGCUGUGGUGGUAAGAAAUUAUUUUUCAUAACUUAUUUAAAUUAAGUCUUAGUUUUAAAGUGUAGCUCCAUUGAAAUCUAAAGUAUUUGUUAGUAGCAUGUGGGGGUUAUACAUUUUAGUUGAAAACGGAGCUUUGCAUUAAAAUUCUAAAUACUUUUUCUUACUAAAAUAGUCCUCAAUGAACCAUGUGUGUGUAAUUUGAGUUGGUAACAUGCACUCAAAUAAUUUAGAUAUAAGUGUUAAAUUUAAAUAAAAUGUAGAUAUUUGUAGAGCAGUUUUGUAAAAAAAAAAAAAUAUGUUUUUUUGUUUUGUUUGUUUCCUUCCAGGUUUUUGUCCUUUUAUUAUCCUUGAUGAGAUUCAAGUAUUUUCAAGGUCUGGUAAUAAAUAAAUGGCAGCUACACCUAGAGACUACUGAAUAAAGAAGUUAUUUAAUUUACCAAAAUUAAAAGUCAUCCACUAGUUUGGCAAGCCUUAUUUGUUCAUCAACAAACCUGCUCAAAGUCAGCUAAAUGAUUUACAAUGAAGUCCUUCAUAUGUGAAUAAUUUAAUGAUUUGUUAAAUUUUAAAUGGGCUAUCAAAUGUUAGGACUCAAAAGGUUUAAGAACGUAAUAAAUAAGUUAAUACUUUGUUUAUUGGAUAUUAUUUUAAAGUAAAUUAUUGAACAAAUAGGAAGAAGCAUUGUUACAAUACAUACAACACAAAUAUGGUGUUACAAUAUUGUGAUCAAUAUUUCUUCUUUGCUACAGGCUAAUAAUUUGAAUAUUAAUUUAUUAAAUUCCUAUAAAAUAUUUAAGAGAAAAAUGUCCUGGUUAUCUUUAUGUUAAAAAGUAUAACAGUAUUGCUUUUAUUUUAUUUAAGUUUAUCCCACAUGUUACUUGUGUUUUACCUUGAUGCACAGUUUUAUUGUCAAGAAUCUGCUGUAAAUAUUGUUUAAGAAUAUGGAUAUAUAUUUAAAUAUUCAAUAAGAAUGUUUGAAUUUAUGCUGACUUAACCCAAACUGCUGAAAAUUCACCAUAGAACUCAUGCAUAAAAGAAAACCAUAUUUAUAUACGUUUUAUUUAUUUGUUGUACCGGUAACAUAUCUCUGCUGCAUCUAACAGUUUGAAUUACAUUUUUUAUUUUUAAAUCUGGAUGCAUGGCAUAUUUUUAUGCAUUAAUUUAUUGUAUCUCAAAUUUUUUUUAUUCUGCUGAGUUUUAAGUACAAAUAUUUUAGCAUAACAUUUUGGUUUGAAAUGUAUGAAUGAUAUUCAUUUGAUAUUUCAACCUUAGUCAAUGGCUAAAGCUUACACUUACAUGUGAUGGGUGAUUCACCUUGUAUUUAACUUACACUGGCUGAUAAAACCAUAAUAUUUUGUUGUUUUUUGGAAAAUGGACAUAAUCAUAUGAACAUAUCAUAUAUUGUUUAUACUUACUUUACGCCUCAUAGAUUAUCUAAUUCCUUCAAAAUUAUCCAGCUUUACAGUUAAUAAAUUUAACCUUACUUUGAAGUCAUAAUUAUGUGCAAAACCGGGCAUGGAGAUAUCUCAGAUAUAUUAUACUCUACCGGUCAGAGAACAUGAAAAUUUAAUUGACAAACACUUUUUGAGAGGACAUAAGUUGAGGACUGAUAAUUAAAGCUCUUGUAUUUUGUAGCAGAAAUUUUUCUGUAGAGCUUUUAAUCAUAUAAAGCUUUGGAUCAUUUAACUAGCAUUUAAAAAAAUAUUUACCUUUAUUUUAUCUUUCUUAUGUACAAUCAGUUAUACAUUUUGACCUGUGAUUAAUCUUUUAUCAAUCUUUUUUUUUUUUUUUCUAAACUUCAUUUUACUUGUUCAUGUAUCCAGAUUGAUGUAUCUAAAACUUUUGUUUAAUAUCUGUACAUUUUGUUUUCUAUAAUUGGUUUAUUCCAGUUCCAGUGGUUCUCAAAGCUGGUAAGCUGCUAGGUGUGUGCGAAAAUUCUAAGACCUUUUAAGUAAUUUCACUAAAUUUUCAUUUGGUUAAAAAGAACAAGUUAACGAUAUUCAAGGGCUUAAAAUUAUUGUACAAGGGAUUUACUGGCUUACCCUUUCACCGUACAAGAAAAUAUUUGGCUUCAUAAUUAGAAACUGAGCUUGUUGCUUCUGACACCAAAGUUUCUUUCUUGGUGGAAUUGACGACAAACACAUGCACUGCCUGUUCAACUGAGGGAAGGCUCUUCUCAUUGUUUGUGUCUGUAAGGGUCAAAAAGCCAUUCUGGCACAAGUAUGUGGUUAAAAAAUGUAACAUUUUCAGUAUAUUGACUACUAGUCCCCUCUCACAUACAUGUAGUUGCAAACCUGUACAUUUCGUGUGCUUCUGGAACUCACUGCAUAGGGUAGUGUGUGUGAACAUAACAAGUUUGUGAACCACUAGUUUAUUCAGUCAUAAGUCAUCCAUAGUUAUUUAUAGUAUUUAUGUUAAAAUGACACAAAUAGAUCCUGGGACUGAAACAAUAUAUAUAUUUGGUCUAAUUUCAUAGGUUGAGGUCAAUGUAAUUUUCAUAAAAGUUAAUCAUCCCUGCAAUACCUCCACAGUAGAAGAUGACAGAAGAAGGACUGUAUCUUGUUAUUUUUAGAAUCUGCUGAGUUUUAUCUCAACUGUACUUGAAAUUGAGCGUAAUAAUAUGUGAACAAGCUCUGAAAUUAUUUGUCUUCUUUGUAGAUGUGAAUGUUACUUAUUGAUCAUGUUUAAUAGAAGUCAAUGUUACCCACCAGUUUUUUAAAAUAUUUUUGAUAAAUCAAAAAACCAAAUAAAACUUUUUGGGAGUCCCCGGAGUGCAGCAUAUUUACAUGAUGACGACCACGGUGAACUCCUGUUUCAUUUUUAACAGAACUUUGUAGCUGGCAAUAAUUGAAGUUCUUCAUUCCAGGUAAUUUUUCUAGCACUCCAGUUCCGCAAAUUGAGGAGGUUAAAAAACUCAGCUCCAAAGAUCUGUUUAAACCUUCAAAAUUCAUAGUGUGAUGGAGGUGAUAAUGAUAAUUGGUUUCUAUAUAAAUUUGUAGUGGAAUGUUCUGUCAAAUCAAUGUCUGGAGUGUUUCAUUCUUGAUUCUUAUCAAUUUUUCUAUAUACCUGUCAACAUUCCUUAACAUUGAUGAACCUUGCCUACUGUGGUGUUAUUUCCUUUUUAUGCCAUUUCAUAAGCAACAAUGUUGUUGACAAUCCACCAUUUGAUUAUUGUGUCAUAUGUUGAUAAAGCUGUCUUUAAAGACAUUUUUUUGUUGUUGCCCUCCUUUCUUUCUCUCUGUCUCUCUCUAGAGAAAAUAGGCUGUCUCCCUGACUGCUUUAUCAUGUCAUUUCAUGAGAUGCACAGCACAGUGUACUUCAACAGGGUCACAUGGAAGAUGUUCAUUGUCACCAGUACAUAAACCUGUCAUAACAUGGUUGAAUGCAAAGAAAACAAUCAAUUCUUCCAAACACUUAAAAAAACAAACAAUUGAUACUACUAUUGCCUUCUAUGAAUAUGUCAAAUAUCUUUUACCUAAAUAUGCUUCAGGGUUAUGUUGGCUGUGGUACUUGUUACACAAACUUUAUUCAUCUAAUGAAAUCCAUAAGCAAUAAAUAUUAUUUCAUAUUCUACAAUAAAAUAGAUCAAGAAAUGAAAAAGCAUGAUUGAUGCUGGCUGUUUUAACAUGACAUUAAAACAUUUCCAGUU